Rhineura floridana is the source of this 2980-nucleotide messenger RNA. RefSeq names its product gypsy retrotransposon integrase 1 (gene GIN1). Gene Ontology annotation, biological process: DNA integration. The coding region runs from base 187 to 1749 and encodes 520 amino acids. Gene Ontology annotation, molecular function: nucleic acid binding. Lineage: Eukaryota; Metazoa; Chordata; Lepidosauria; Squamata; Rhineuridae. The transcript is spliced from 8 exons. The record is from RefSeq and is a predicted model, not a curated record.
CUUCUGUCGUCACUUCCGUAAGCGCCACAAAUGUCUCGAACAGACCAGGGUGCUUCCUUUUCCAUUUUAAAUGGGAAGGAAGAGAAGCCCUCUCUCCAUUUGGGCGGGGACAAUCUCAUAGAGCCAUAGUGUGUGUCGGUGACGGCAAGCGUGCGUUCUCAACGAACACCGGCUUCGUAUAUCGCAAUGGUCCGUACUGGCAAAAAUGGUGGGCUCCAUCUGAAACAGAUAUCUUAUUACAAACAAACAGGUGGAUAUCAUCCUACAACAUUAGCAAGUGAAAGGAGUGGAAUAAGAAGGGCAGCCAAAAAGUUUCUUUUCAAAGAUAAUAAUCUGUUCUAUGUGGGAAAAGACAAGAGGCAAAUGCGUCUAGUAAUUCUUUCUGAUGAAGAAAAAAGGAAAGUGUUAGAAAAGUGCCAUGAAAAUCAUUCAGGUGCACAUCAUGGCAUCUCAAGGACACUAACCCUGGUGGAAUCUCGAUAUUAUUGGACAUCAGUAACCAGCGAUGUCAAACAGUGGGUAUACGCGUGCCAGCACUGCCAGGUAGCAAAAAAUACAGCUGCCAUAACUUCAAAAUUCCAUUCUAUUAAGGCAGAAGACCCAUGGACUGUAGUUACUGUAGACCUAAUGGGGCCUUUUGAUGCCACCAGCAGAAACAAUGUGUAUGUCAUCCUCCUGACAGAUGUCUUCACUAAGUGGGUUGUGAUUUUGCCACUGUGUGACCUUUCAGCAGCUGAAGUGGCUAAGGCAAUUGUCAAUGCAUCAUUCUGUUACGGACCACCUCAAAAAAUAACUAUAGAUCAGGAAGAAGAGUUUGUUCAUCAGAUAAAUGGUGAGCUGUUCAAACUGUUUGGGACAAAGGAAUUAAUAAUACCAUAUCUUCAAACUGAUCAUGAAAAUGAAACUGGCAAGACAAUCAGAUCUUUCCUUCUCAAAUACUGUACAGAGCACACCAAAGACUGGGAUGACCAUUUACAAGCUAUUUCAUAUGCAUUCAACUUGAUCCAUUCAGAAAGUAGCCAGAACACACCAUAUUUCCAAAUGUUUAAACGAAAUCCUUAUAACCAUUCAAGUGUGAUUCAAGAAGGGGAGAGUGACUGCUUAUUCACGAGAAUUGUAACUGCUAUUAAACAAGCAGGGAAAGCUGCACAAGAAAGGACAAUUUUAAGUUGCCAGGAUACGAAGAAAAUGCCUGUGGAACAGCAGAGUAGGAACAAGGGUCAACCUAGGAAGAAGCCAAAGCAAUUGAAUCCAUUUCUCCUUAAAGUUGGACAUGAAGUUCUUAGACAAAGGAAAAAUUGGUGGAAAGAUGGUUGUUUCCGGUCCGAAUGGGUUGGUCCUUGUAUUAUAGACUACAUCACUGAUAAUGACUGUGCAAUAUUAAGAGAUGCUGCAGGCUCAAGACUGAAAAGGCCCAUCAAAAUAUCUCAUCUUAAGCCAUAUAUAAGAGGAUUACAAGAACAAGAUAGCAGCUACAUUUGGCAAAGUGCCAUUGUAGUUGAUCAUGAUUAUGUCGGUUCAUCUGAAACAUCCACAGAGCAGAGCUCAGAAGACAUAUUUUCUGAAAAAGGGCCAUCUGCUUCUCUCCUUGAUGAUAGCCUAUUGGGGAAGGACUGUGUAUUCUCUGAAUGUAAAAAGAGUGCAGAGCCAGAAUUUAUAGACCCAGACUCCACUGACUCAAUUACUAAGAAUCCAAAACAGUGGUCUGCAGCUUUCUGGACUCUUGAAAAUAAGACAGAGGCGACUUGAAUCAAAUACAGUAAGGCUCCAUUGGAAAAAGUGGUACUGAACUUGUCAAAGGUCUAUAAAGGAUUCUCCCAACUUUUAUUUCCUGUACCCAGAAUUAACCAUUGGAGUCUUUUAGGUUCAGCUAGAUGACGUCUCCUAAAAGCUGUAUUCACAUGUUGUAUGAAACCAUUGUUUAGCACUAUGUGCACAAAUAGCUGCAAGCCUUGGGUUCAUGCACUCCCCCUUUCCUGCUCUGGUACAGCCACGGAGGAGGGGAUUGGAAGCUUUUGCUUGUUGGUCAGCUAACCAUGGUUUCUUCUUUUAUAUCCAAACCUGGAUCAGCUGGUUAAAUGUUAACUAUGGUUAAGGGAAAUAAGCCAACUUCAAAAGGUUUAAUUAUUCUAGCUCAGUGGAAGCUUUUGCUUCCAUUUUCAAAUCUUAUUGUGACUAUACUAAAGGGAGGGGAGGGGAAUGAAAGGCGUGUAUGAGACAGAGGCAUGUGCAUAUACUGUAACACUAAACUGACUAUUGCUUAGCAUUGCGUAUGAACUAGUCCACCAUGGUGGUAUAAUUACUGAAUAUUUUACAAUAGUACAUAUCUGUAUAUCCCUUUCACCAUGAGCCCAAAGAAGCUAUGUUGCAAUAAUACUUUCUGUAGAAUUAGUGUGACAUUUAAGUGGCAUUGAUUCUGGUCAAUUCUCAUCAGUAUUAUGUCUUAAUCAUAAGCACAGCAUCCUACUGUGCAUAUUUCAUGCAAAUCCACUAGAACUGAUUGCUUAGCAACAGAACAUGCUUGCAUAUUAGAGGGCCCUAGCACUUCCAAUCAAAAAUAAAGAAUCUUAGGAAGCUGGAAAAGACGUCUGCCUGACCUCUUGGAGGACCAUGCACAACAGCUGCAGAUAAGCUUCGUUCAGUAUUUUGAGAACCCUGAAACUCAACAGGCCAUUAAGGCCUUGACCUGUUUUGCGUUCACUUGUCUACUCAGAAGUAGGUCUUAAUUAUGUUCAAUGAGGCUUACUCCCAGGUAAGUGGAUAUAGAAUUGCACUGUUACAAGUUCUUUUUUCUUCUCUUAACUUUCUGUUUGUAUGUUAGAGCCACACACAGAAAAUUACCUGAGGUGUUUUUCCCCCUCAUAGGCCUAUGUCUUAAGGGCAAGUUUAGCAAGUGUUCUAACUGUGGAAAAAAUGGUUAAGGAAAAUCAAAUAGAAUAUGGUGAGGCAUUAUGUAAACAAAAAUAAAACAUAAAACUAA